Messenger RNA from Lemur catta (Ring-tailed lemur), 1083 nucleotides. RefSeq names its product putative tetratricopeptide repeat protein 41. The record is from RefSeq and is a predicted model, not a curated record. NCBI's taxonomy places the organism in Eukaryota, Metazoa, Chordata, Mammalia, Primates, Lemuridae. Bases 304 to 1083 code for a protein of 259 amino acids. The transcript is spliced from 4 exons.
GGCAGUUGCAGUGUUUACCUAUAAACACUGAAAGCAAUAAAUUGUUUAAUCAUAUGAAACAUUCAGAAUGAUAUCUGGCUCAUGUUAGCUCUUAUUUUUGUCACCAUCAUGUUGUCUAUGCAGGGCUGGACGGCUGGGUGGCCGAUGCUAUGUGCUUAUUGUGUGUCUCGCAUUGUGGGUUGGCCGAGGAUGAGCUGCUCCAGCUUUUGGACAUGGUGGGCUACAGGAAUCAUUACAAAGUGACCACGCUGCACUGGGCUGCCUUCCGCAACGCCACCAAACAGUGGGUCCAGGAGAAGCCGAAUGGGCUCCUGUACUUCCGGCACCAGUCCCUGCGAAACGCCGUGGAGCACAAGCUCCUUGAGCCGAUCCAUGACGGAGAUGCCUCUCAAAGUACAGAAUGCCCUUGGAGAGCUGUACCUUGAAAUUGGGUUGACUCAAGAAGGGUUCCAGUAUUUCCAGAAAGCAUGGUCCAACCUGCUGUGUUUUUCACUCAGUGACUUAAAAGACAGCCAGAACUUGGUGAAGCAGAAAGCAGGUCAGUUACUGACAAAUGACUCUUGUCACCACAUCAUGAUUGAGGCAGUAGGCUAUUUGUACAGAUCACUGGAUUUAACGGCAACCUACCUGGGAUCUUCUCAUUCAUCAAUCCAUGGAAUCCUACACAUUCUGGGGGAAAUCAAGCAGAUUUGGAGCAAGAGAUGUUGGCCUCAAGGUAUGAGCCAACAAUAUUCUGAGGGUUCUAGGAAUGGCUCGUCAUUAUGGGAGCACUUGCUUAAAUUAAACUACCACAGUGCUCACAGUUCUAAAACAGUGAGCUCUGCAAUGUGCAUGCGCACAGAUAAGUUACAAAGAGCUAAAAGCACGACAGACUUGGGACCUCACACAAUUUCGGAUAAGUCAAAAUGUGCAAAAGGGAAAAAGAUCUUGAAACCCAUUCUUCCCAUUUCUGCUGAGGAAAAGGCCCAACGGAAGACACCAAAUAUUGUUAAAUACGGACUAGCCCAGGAAAAGAAGCAGCAAAGAAAAAGAAGGACUAUUCUCCUAAGAUUUUAUCUUUUGGUAGAACGAAUGGUUUUGUAA